GUAUAACAAAAUGGAUCACACUGUUUCUUCUCUCCAAUGCUUCUUUUUAGUCUUAUGCAUAUCUCUGUCGGUAUGUUCCAACUCGGAAGCUAGCUCCAAAUCAAGAAAGAAACCUAUUUUGAUAAACUUCGGCGACUCCAACUCCGACACUGGAGGAGUUCUCGCCGGCGUUGGACUUCCUAUCGGACUCCCUCAUGGCAUUACCUUCUUCCAUAGAGGCACUGGUCGUCUUGGUGACGGCCGACUCAUCGUUGACUUUUUCUGUGAACAUUUGAAGAUGCCAUUUUUGAGUCCAUACUUGGACUCACUCUCGCCAAAUUUUAAAAGAGGAGUCAACUUCGCUGUUUCCGGAGCCACCGCUCUUCCCAUGUUUUCCUUCCCACUCGCCGUUCAGAUCCGUCAAUAUAUCCGUUUCAAGAAUCGUUCUCAAGAACUUAUCUCUUCCGGGAGAAGAGAUCUUAUUGAUGAUAAUGGGUUUAAAAACGCAUUGUACAUGAUCGACAUCGGACAAAAUGAUCUUCUACAAGCUUUAUACGAUUCAAACUUAACGUAUACAACCGUGGUAGAAAAGAUUCCUCCCAUGCUGCUCGAGAUUAAAAAGGCUAUUCAGACCGUAUAUUUACACGGAGGGAGGAAGUUUUGGGUACAUAACACAGGGCCGUUGGGUUGUGCACCCAAGGAGUUGGCUAUUAACCCGCACAAUGAGUCGGAUCUUGACCCGAUUGGUUGUUUUCGGGUUCAUAACAACGUGGCGAAAACCUUUAACAAAGGACUGUUUAGUCUAGUUAACGAAAUGAGAGCACAACUCAAAGACGCUACCCUUGUCUACGUUGAUAUUUACUCCAUCAAGUACAAACUGUCAGCUGAUUUUAAACAUUACGGAUUUGUGGAUCCAUUAAUGGCUUGUUGCGGUUUUGGAGGAAGGCCUAACAACUACGAUCGUAAAGCCACGUGUGGUCAACCAGGUUCAAGUAUUUGUCCUGAUGUAACCAGAGCGAUUGUAUGGGAUGGGGUUCACUAUACCGAGGCUGCUAACCGGUUUGUUGUUGAUGCGAUUCUAUCAAACCUAUAUACUUACCCCAAAAUUCCUCUUGAUCGAUUUUGGUAGAUCUGAAAGAAAGUAAUCAAUAAAACCGGAUUGGUUAUAAAAUAAUGUUUUUGUAUGUGAAUAUUAAACGUUGUUUAGUUCCAUAGACCAAAUGAGGUCCAAG
This is a messenger RNA of Eruca vesicaria subsp. sativa (arugula), 1211 nucleotides long. The record is from the annotation of a GenBank genome assembly. NCBI's taxonomy places the organism in Eukaryota, Viridiplantae, Streptophyta, Magnoliopsida, Brassicales, Brassicaceae.